Trichobilharzia szidati is the source of this 2396-nucleotide messenger RNA. The record is from the annotation of a GenBank genome assembly. Lineage: Eukaryota; Metazoa; Platyhelminthes; Trematoda; Strigeidida; Schistosomatidae.
GAAUUUUUGUAGUUGUUUUGAAUAGCGGCAAUUUGUUUUUCCAUGUUCGCAUGAUAAGUAUUCGAUUACAAUGAUACCUGAAGGCUUACCGGAUUUAUUAGAGAAGUUUACUGAGAAGGUCAUCAAAGAUAAGCCGAAUAAUCUUGUUGAGUUCGCUUCUAGCUACUUUAACAAUCUUUCACUCGAAGCAAAGAAAAAUAAUGUAGAAAAUCGCAUGGGUUAUACAGGUUCACGUCGUCAGAGUGUGGCAUCUGAAAGUAUCAAUCCAGCUACACUAACUGAUUUGGAAUCUGUUGUUUAUCCAAAGUCUGUGGCUCAAAAACUUCGUUUAAUGUCUGUCGUGAAACAAAUUUUUAUAUUUCGAUCACUGGAUGAAAAUCAACUUAGAAGGGUAAUCGAUGCAAUGAAGGAGACACCUGUAACUAAAGGUCAAACAAUUAUACGUCAAGGUGAAGAUGGUGACUAUUUCUAUAUAAUCGAAAGUGGAAAUUACGACAUUAUUAUCAAUGAUGAAGUGAUUGGAAGUUAUGCUGGAUCUGGUUCAUUUGGUGAAUUAGCACUUAUGUACAAUACACCUCGUGCUGCUACAAUUAUCGCUAAAGCAGAUGGUAUACUAUGGUCUGUUGAUAGAACAACAUUUCAACACAUAGUAUUAAGACAAGCAUUUCUUAAACGACAACUUUAUGAAAAUUGGCUGUCUUCAGUUCCACUUUUAGCAAGUUUAAGUGCCUAUGAACGUGCAAAUUUAGCCGAUGCUUUAGGAAGUCAUACUUACGAAGAUGGGGCUGUAAUUAUUCAAGAAGGUGAACCAGGAGAAGAAAUGUAUUUUAUUGAGGAUGGAUGUGUGGAAAUAUCAGCUAAAAACUGUAAAGGAGAAGAAGUUGUCCUCAAACAGUUGCAUAAGAAUGACUAUUUCGGCGAACUCGCAUUGAUUCUACAUGUACCCAGGAUAGCUUCAGCUCGUGCAGUCGGCAGAACUAAACUAGCAGUAUUGGAUGUAUCAAGUUUUGAACGCCUGAUGGGUCCGUGUGUAGAAAUUAUGCAACGUGAAAUGGGACAUUAUCGCAGUCAACUAAUCGAAAGUUUGGGACCUGAUGAAAUACGUAAUAUUCCUUCAUUGGCUAAAUUUGUAGAAUCUCAGAAACAUUAAUCACAGAUGACAUUGCUAUUUGAUACUUUAUUACUAUUAUUAUUAUUAUUACAGUAGUAGUAUCAUCAUCAUCACUAUUCUUUACCAUCUUAUACUGCUUAAUUAUAAGCAGGCUGUUGUCUUUUUUGAUUUUUGACUGGAAUUCAAUCAGUCAGCAUCUUAAGCAAAUUGUUGUUUCAAAUAUCUUUUCUUUCUUUGCUUAACUUUAAUUUGCUCACUUAUAUUCUAAUGUGGGGAUAUCAGACAAAAUAAAAUUAUUAUAAUUUAAAAAACGUAGAGCAAUAAUUGUUCUCAUAUUCUUCUUUCUUACUGCAUUACGAUUUUAUAUUGUUCUGAGUGGAUAUUUAUUCUUUUUUUAAAAGAAACUUACGUAGUGAAAAUCAAUGAGGAUAUGCUUCAGUGUUCAUGGUUGCCCGUCGUUGUAUUCAUACAUCUUUAUGUGUAUAUAUAUGUAUACCUACUUCAGUACAUGGAGUUGUAUUUUUAACCAUGAUGGGGGUGGUGUCUCACUGAGACAAUUUCUUUCAUAAAUACAUAAGAAUCAUAAGCAAAAUGAAAUUACAGUUAUUGUUUUGUUUAUUCAGUUUGUCGAAUAUUUUUUUCUUGUCUUCACUUCACUAAGCAUAUACUACUUUAUUAUGUACUACUUAAAUUCUUUGUGAAAUCUUUUUAAAAUUAAAUUGAUUUCUUUUUUUUUAUGGGCCUAUUUAACAGCUGAAACACAAAAAAAGAAGACGAGAAUUAAUGGUUAUUACUGUUCUAAGUAUAUUCAUUGCUGUAAUUGUUGUUGUUGUUGUUUUGUACCUUUAUUAUUGUUAAUAUUGCUUAUUAUUUCUAGUGAAAUUAGUGUAUACUUUUGUGUAUGUUUGCACUUUUAAAUAACAUUUUGAUGUUCAAUUGUUGGUGGAAAAGAUAAAAAAAUCUUCCACAAUUAUAAAUUUAUAAAGUUGAAUAAACUUUUCAGUUAUGUAAUUGUAUAAGUCUUUGUUUAUUAUUUUCUUUUUCUUUUUUUGUAUGCCUAACUGAAUCAGUAAAGUUUUUUGUUUUUCUUUGAAGAAGGUUUGCCGUCAACUGCUUCAUAUUUCCUUGUACUUCUUUGAGUAGAUGAAUGAAGACAAUUAAAUGUUGAUAAAAUGUUAGACUUUGCAAAUUAAAUAGUUUAUAGCUGAUUGUAUUUUUCUGGUUAUAAAUUUGUUUUGAAUAAGUCUAUUUAGUUAUAAAUAAAGUCAGAGACUUGAUACCUGAA